Anthonomus grandis grandis is the source of this 1739-nucleotide messenger RNA. RefSeq lists its product as uncharacterized. The transcript is spliced from 5 exons. NCBI's taxonomy places the organism in Eukaryota, Metazoa, Arthropoda, Insecta, Coleoptera, Curculionidae. The record is from RefSeq and is a predicted model, not a curated record. Bases 64 to 1515 code for a protein of 483 amino acids.
GAAGAAGUCCCCUAUAUAAUCGACCGGUAAGAGUUCAUCAACUUCAGUAUACAUUUAAUCACGAUGCUACGAAACUGUUUGAUAUUGGUUUUAGUGAUAGUUGCGGUUCAAUCUGCAACUGUUUUGCAGAGAAAUAUUCCGGUCGAAGUUAGAUAUGAAAGGUUAAAUCACAAUAUUAACGCGAAUUUAGCGGAACAAAUUCAACUAAGCCCCGAAGAGAUAAAAGAAAAUCAGAUUAAAUCCCAAAACCUGGUUAAGUUGGAUGGACCCAUUCCUGAAGCCACAGUGGAUCAUUCUGCUUCAAUUAAAAAUCUGCAAGAGAAAAUUCAGCUUUCUCCAGAAGAGCUGAUUCAAGCACCCAAAUAUAUUCCUGUACCAGACACAUUAAAUAAGUUAAAAAGUGAAACAACUGAUUCAGAAAGUACUAAAAAUAAAAAUUUAAUUAGUACCAUUCAAGAAUAUGUUGAAAACAGAUUGGAUGGUUUGAGGAAUAGCUUUAUACCUAAAGCUAACGAAAAUGGACCUCCAAAAGAAUUAUGGGAACGUUUCGAAAAGGAUGUGAGGAAAUAUUUUGAAGAUGAAAAAAAUAAAGGGGGACUUAGACAAGGUCAGGGAAUAAAUCAGCAAAAUAUAUUCCAAAAUUUUGCAAAUGGGAUUCAGCAGUUCGCCAAUAAUUUUGUAACGCAGUUGCAAGGACAAAAUAGUAGCGCACCAACCGGAACGAGUGGCGAUGAAGGUACCUCUCAGAAUCCAUUCCAAGGUUUUAUUGGAUACUUUACUGGUGGAGUCCAGAAUAUAGUAUCAACGAUUCAGAACGCUGGUCAAGGUACGCAAGGUAGCGGAAACAGUACCGUUUUAGGAGAUAGUGGAUCGUCGAGCCAACAACCUGGAAACAUAUUCACUAGCUUUGUAGCUGGAGUCCAACAAAUCUUCCAGGGUCCUCAACAAGGCAUUAACCAGGUCUUAGCUGGAAACAACUCCCAGAGUGAUACUGAAACAUCUACUAGCUCUUCGGGUGGAAAUCCUAUUCAGCAAGUGAUUCAGUCAUUUGGAAAUAUCGGUAACGCAAUUAAUUCAUUUGUCCAAGGAGGACAAAAUAAACCUCAAGGUUCAGAAGAUGAGAGUUCCAGUCAAGCACCAAGCCAAAACUUUAUUCAGAGCAUCGGCCAAAACAUUGGAAACGCCUUCCAGAAUAUCCAGAACCAGUUUAGACCGCCGAGUGUCAGUCAGUUGCCUCAAAUACCAUCCAUUAGUAGCAAUGAUUCCAACCCUAUUAUCGGUCAAGUUUCCAAUAUUGGAAACCAAGUUCAGCAAGUUGCUGGGCAGGCUGUCAGUAACAACCCUCUUCAAAACCUAAUUCCAGGUGGGUCAAGUACAAGUUCAAGCGUUGAAAGUUCAAGUGACAGCUCUGCGCAAAAAAAUAUUGAAGAGGAAGAAAAUGCUAAUAAUAAAGAAUUAGCCAAAGAUAUUGAGACGUCCACGACAGGUGCUGAAACAACAACGGUCAUGGCAUAGUAGCUUUAGUGUGAUACAUGAAUCAGUUUGUAGCUUUAGAUAUCGACUGUUAGUUUUAGUUUUGCAAUUACCUAACUUAUUUUAAUUUAUUUAACAAUAUUUAUUUGAAAAGAAUAUAUUUCUGAAGAAAAAUAAGAAUUUUUAAAAUAAUACAAAAAUGUUCUAAAUGGUUAAGCUUUUUAUAGAAAAAUUGCGUAAAUAAAGAAAAGAAACUCGCUAGAAUA